This is a messenger RNA of Pestalotiopsis fici W106-1, 540 nucleotides long. RefSeq lists its product as uncharacterized. NCBI's taxonomy places the organism in Eukaryota, Fungi, Ascomycota, Sordariomycetes, Amphisphaeriales, Sporocadaceae. The record is from RefSeq and is a predicted model, not a curated record. The coding region runs from base 1 to 540 and encodes 179 amino acids. The transcript has a single exon.
AUGGCCGGUCAUCCAAACUCGCCCUGGGCUGAGCGCUUUGCGCCCUAUCGCAUACCUAUAGACAUAUGGGGCGGCGUCCAACAUUCUGGACUUGCGCAAGCCCACCCACCGUUGGAUCCGGCACAUUACUUUGACGUAUGGGGAGCCAACAUACCGACCAUGUACACCCACAUUAACAAGCCACCUUUAAACGAGCUGGACAGGAUUUUCCACUACGAAAGGUUGCAGCAGCUCAUCAUGAGAGGCAUCAAGACUCGCCAGUUGGGCGUGCUCAACACCAGAACUUUUCUCGGGCGCAGCGGUCAUACCUACGAGGAUGAUUACCUUGGAGGUACCACCUUUCAAAUCAAUGAGAAUAAAUGGCUAGUAUGCUUCAGACGACACAGAUGGUACGCCCCACAAACUUUCAGGGGUUUGUCACCAUCGCGCCCGUCAAUCAUGAACACAGACGAUGACAGAGUCUGGAGGCAUUUAUCAUACCCACUCGAGCUGCUUCAUAGGAUCCUAAGGUUGAUGAUGAGAGAGCAGCACAGUCUGUGA